GAUAUAUACAAUAUAAAUUGCUACAGAAAAGAAUAAACAUGAAAAGUUUAUUCAGCAUUUUUUUGCUUAUCGGCUUCGUUUCAACCUGUUUUGGUCUUAGUUGCUUACCGUGCGAAGAAGCCGUAUGCAAAUCGCCUGUUUGUACAACUAAAAUUGUUAAAGACGCAUGUGGAUGUUGCGACGUCUGCUCAAAAAGCAUUGGUGAACGAUGUGGAGGGCCAUGGAAUAUAUCUGGUUUAUGUGACAACGGUUUGAAAUGCCACAGGGUGGUGAGACCUGGAGAACUGGAAUUCAACAUUGAAGGAACGUGCGAAAAUAAUACGAGAGGGGGUUGCCUGCACCCAACCAAGUUCUCAGAAUGUGCAAGUGCAUGCCAAUCUCGUUGCGAUGAACGAGAACCUUUAAUUUGCACUCUUCAAUGCAUCGCGAAUCCAUGUGUAUGCAAACAAGGAUUUAUCCGAAGAAGUGCCACAGACGACACCUGUAUUCCGGUUGAUGAAUGUCCGCCUAAAGUUACUUGUGAGUUUCCGAAGGUUUUCCGUUCUUGUGCCACCGCUUGUCCAAAAACUUGUGGAAAUCCUUAUCCGUAUAGAUGCACAAAAAAUUGCAAUUUGGAUCAAUGUGUUUGUCCAGAAGGAUAUAUAUUGAACAGUCUAACAGAGAAGAGAUGUAUUCGUAACUAUGAAUGUGAAGAUUUCUCCUUCUGCAGAAUGGAUUGCCUUCCAUUGACUAUUGGCGCCUCUACUUGUGAUUUGCCAGCAAAGUGGGUUUGCGAAUUGACUAACUGGAAAUGUGAUGCUUACGAAUGGAAAAUGGAAAUGGAAAAGUGGUGGUUUGGAAGCGGAUGUUCAGUUGAUGACAAAGGUUUAUGGGACAUGUUCGAUAAAAUAAUAUCGGAUUGUCCAUUACAACCAUCAUGUAAAAAUCAGGAUGCCACGGAAUGCAGGUCUGAUGGAUUUGGUUGCAGGUCUUGCACAUGCAGUGAUGGGAAAUAUGAAGAUAUAAGUCAGCUACCAGUAAUUGCUAGUAGAAAUCACGCCAGAUAUCUCGAGCUUAUGAAUGUUUACAGGAGCGCUCGAGAUAGAUGUCAGAGUAUGACUGGUUGCUGAUUAAACUGAUUGACUGAUCGUUGUAUAUAUAAUUAAACAGUAAUUUUAUUUUGCAAUUAAUUCGCAGUUGAAGAGGCGCCAAAUGAGGCCAAAUGGUAUUCAUUCAUAUGGUUGAGUUAAUAAUAAAAAUUAUUACCGUCGAUCAAGAAUGUUUUCUGUUCAAAAUGGCAAACUAAUUACUAUUAUUCGAAGUAGCUGAUGUAAAUCAACCUAUACAUUUUAAUGAUGUACUUACUAAUAAACAUAAUCCAACCACAAUGAAAAAA
This is a messenger RNA of Styela clava, 1375 nucleotides long. RefSeq names its product cysteine-rich motor neuron 1 protein-like. Gene Ontology annotation, molecular function: insulin-like growth factor binding. The record is from RefSeq and is a predicted model, not a curated record. Gene Ontology annotation, biological process: regulation of signal transduction; regulation of cell growth. Lineage: Eukaryota; Metazoa; Chordata; Ascidiacea; Stolidobranchia; Styelidae. Gene Ontology annotation, cellular component: extracellular region.